Molecule: messenger RNA, 1161 nt
Organism: Parus major (Great Tit)
Lineage: Eukaryota; Metazoa; Chordata; Aves; Passeriformes; Paridae
Gene: HOXD8
Product: homeobox D8
Exons: 3
Coding region: 100-690 (196 amino acids)
Biological process (GO): regulation of transcription by RNA polymerase II
Cellular component (GO): nucleus
Molecular function (GO): DNA-binding transcription factor activity, RNA polymerase II-specific; RNA polymerase II transcription regulatory region sequence-specific DNA binding
Source: RefSeq, a predicted model, not a curated record
AGCGGCGGCAUGAGCGCGGCGUAGAGGCACCGGCACCGGCGGCGGCGGCGGCGGCGAGAGCAGCGCCCCGUGCCCCCGCCCGCCGCUGCCCCCUCCCCGAUGAGCUCCUACUUUGUCAACCCGCUGUACUCCAAGUACAAGGUGGCGGCGGCGGCGGCGGCGGCGGCAGCGGGGGAAGCCAUCAAUUCCCCCGGGGUUACCUGUCACGGGGAGCCCGCUAAAUUUUACGGAUACGAUAACUUACAGAGACAGCAGAUUUUUACGACACAGCAAGAGGCCGAGCUGGUACAAUAUCCUGACUGUAAAUCGUCCAGUGCUAAUAUUGGCGAGGAACCAGACCACUUAAAUCAGAGCUCGUCUCCUGCUCAAAUGUUUCCCUGGAUGAGACCACAAGCAGCGCCGGGUAGGAGGAGAGGAAGACAAACAUACAGCCGAUUCCAGACUCUAGAGCUGGAAAAGGAGUUCCUAUUUAACCCCUAUCUGACCAGGAAGAGAAGGAUCGAGGUGUCCCACGCACUAGGACUCACCGAGAGGCAGGUAAAGAUCUGGUUUCAGAACAGGAGGAUGAAAUGGAAAAAAGAGAACAACAAGGACAAAUUCCCCGCUUCCAGACAGGAGGGAAAGGAAGGGGAGGCCAAAAAGGAAGCACAUGAUCUGGAAGAAGACAGAGCUGAAGGCCAGACGAAUUAAUUUUUUCCCCAAAUGUCUUUGUGCAAGUCAAUCAAAAAUGACCAGGGCUAAAGCCCGACGUCUCGGCUCAUCCACCCCUCUACGUGAUCUGGUCGUGGGACGAAUGACCCCAUGUCCCUCGGUUUGACAUUUCCCUGCUUCGGGUGCUUCACUUGUUUGUGCUUUUAUUUUGUUUAUAAGCGUAUCCAAAACGAUCUCUAGAUUUAACAUUUCGACAUUAUUUUUUUUCAAAUUUGAUACAGAGUUUGUAGCAAUAAAUUUCUAAUUAUAUAUAAAUAUAUAUAUAUAUAUUUGCAACCUUAAAAGACGAUGAUUGUGGGAAACGACAUAUACUUCCUAAUAAUAAAUAUCAAUAAGUAAGACAUUUAACAACGCUUUAUUAAUCAAGACAAGUGCACUUGUACUAUUUUAAUUCUUGUUCUUAUCUUAUGUGGAAUAAAUUAAAUAAAUUUAACGAUCUUGAAGAAAAUA